AUGGAAAAAAAAAGAUCUCCAAUCCAAAUCACUAGAAGUCUAAACCAGAUAAUGAUCACCAGGAAACCGUAUAGAAUACGAAGUUUUAUCAAUCGAAGUUAUUCCAUAACAAGAAACCCAUCAAAGAUAAAUCGAAACAUUUCCACUCAUGAUCGAUCUACAACCAACGUACUAAAGAGAAAUCAAAGACGAUUAAAAGAAUUUGAAAAUAACAUUCAACUUGCAGAACAGUUCAAGACUCAUAGACAAAAUGUGGUGGAAAUCUUAAAGGAUGAAAAAAACAUAGAUGCAUUAUUUGAAAAAGAAGUGCCAAUAAUAGUGAAUGAUUACGAGAAGUUAACUGAGGAAAUGGGAGCAUUGAGUUUUAAUGAUAUUGAGAUGAGAAAUACAAUAAUGUUAGUAUGUCAUUCCUUGGUGGAGUCAAUGUACAUUGAAUUAACUUUGUCCAAACUUGAAGAUAAACGAAUAAAACCAUACCUAGAAGAAAUCAAACUGUCGCAUUGGUUUGAAUCACUAGCUGAAUAUCGAUUUCGCUUCUACAACUUCAAGUCAUCACAAUUUCUAAGUUCUACUGAAUCAGACAUGAGUACGCAAGUUAAUGGGAACAAUUUUGUGAGGUUCAAUCUGUGUCAGAAAAAUUCCCAUGAAUAUAUUAAAAAGUUUGAAAGAUCAUUUGAAAAAUAUAAAAAAGCACAGAAUGAGCCAAUGUCACAUAUUCAACUAGCGACAAAUCUUGUCCAGGAUCUAUUGUGUACUCACGAGUAUAUACCAACAACAGAAAUAUGGCACUAUUUGCUAAGAAAUUUAGGUACUUUGAAAUUAUACAAUUACCAGCAGAUUAUUUAUUUGUCACUUUUCCAAUAUAAACAUCAACCAACAAUUCUUGCCACACCAAAAGAACAAGACAGGUUAACUGCACCGUUGAUGGCGGAUCAUUUUAGUCACUUGAUAGAGGAUUUCCCGGAAAUAUUAAGCACAUUGUGCCAAUACCAAGAAGUGAGAAAAGAUAAACGAACUUUUAUAGAACUCUUGUCAUUUUUAAAAUUGGAUAAAUUGGCAGGAGAAGUGAUGGCUAUAAAAAGUCCUUUAUUAUCGAAAGCCAAAUAUAAAUUGCCAGCUAUAUGUCCUGGAAUUGAACUUGAAUGCAAAGAUUUGUUUAUUUCACGUGACUGUCUAUACCUGAUUAUGAAGUCUGCUAUCAACUUGGAGUUAUACGAGUAUGUCGAUUUAUUAUAUGAUAAAAUUGUAUUGGAUUCGAUUGACCCAUAUCGGAUCCAAUUAAAUUAUGAAGAAAAACGGUUAGUUGAAGGAUCAAUUUUUACACCAGAGUUGUUUUUAAUCAUGUUGGAAGCUUGUAAGAAAUCCAAAGAUUUGGGUAGAGUAUUAUGGUUGAUGCCCUUUUUGGAUGAAUAUGUGGGCAAAAAUUCUGUGCCAGUCACAUUGAAGAAUUCAAUCUUGGAAGUACUAAAGACUUUUAAUCUUGAAGGGAAACUUGUUUCAUAUCAAAAAAUCAUGUAA
Candida albicans SC5314 is the source of this 1518-nucleotide messenger RNA. RefSeq lists its product as uncharacterized. The coding region runs from base 1 to 1518 and encodes 505 amino acids. The transcript has a single exon. NCBI's taxonomy places the organism in Eukaryota, Fungi, Ascomycota, Pichiomycetes, Serinales, Debaryomycetaceae. The record is from RefSeq and is a predicted model, not a curated record.